Molecule: messenger RNA, 1359 nt
Organism: Closterium sp. NIES-65
Lineage: Eukaryota; Viridiplantae; Streptophyta; Zygnematophyceae; Desmidiales; Closteriaceae
Source: the annotation of a GenBank genome assembly
AUGCUGGGCCCUGGUUAUGGUGCUGGUGUCGCAUCAUCCCCAGGGGCCUCAGUGUCGAUUCUCCCGCCUACUCCAGCCCUUGCUCUGCCCCUUGUGAUGGCUCUCUCUUCCCUUUCCUCGUCCUCCUGCGAGGCUUCCACAUCGCCGUGCUCAUUUUCUGGGUUAAAUUCGCUCCCGUUGUCAUUGUUGUCAGCACUCCCUUCCUCCUCAUUCGCCACCUCGUGCUCUUUUUCUGGCCGAUCGUGGCAUUCCCGCUACGUCCCGGAUCUCUCCAGCGCUGGUUCUCCGCCCACAACGGGCCCUCUCCCCCCUCUUCCUCCGCGCCUCCCGCCCUGGUCUCCGCGUGUGCCGCCCCUGCCUGCACUGUUGCUCCCUCCUCGACCGCUGUGGAUCGCGCCCGUUCGCCUCGGCGGCAUCUACGGUGCCCUUCCUACGAUCGCGCGUCUGCCAUUCGGUGGUCCCCAGGCGAUUCUGCCUCCUCUCGCGCGGCUACGCGUCUCUCUUCCUUCCGUUUGUAGCUGGGCAUCAUCAGCGGCGGCUGUUGCGGGUCCCGACUGUGCCAGGCUUGCUCUGAGCCUUCGCGGUGCUGGCUGGGUGCGGAUCUUCCUCCCGUGCCUCCCGCAGCCAGCGCGGUCGGCGUGGUGGUUCUCGCGAGCCGGUGUAUCGCUCUCCUCCUGGGCGUACUCAUGCGUUCCUGCGUCCGCGCCAGCAGCAGUCGUUUCGGCGCACUCACCGCUAGCCCUUCUUCCCUCCACCUCUUCCGCGUCCUCUGCGUUUGUCCCCACUACGGUUCCCUCCAUCACAGCCACCUUCACUCCCACCUCCUUACUUGCCGUUUCUGCAGCCUCUGUCGUCGCCUCUUCAAACUCAGCAGUCGUCUGCUCUUCAGCCGGCUUCUCUGCCGCAUUCCUCUCAGAUGCCGCCCAUGUUACCUGCCCCUGUGGCUGUUUUGACGGCUUCCCCUGCUGUCCCUCCUUCCCCCCAGGGUGGGGGGAGUGCCCUCCUAUUGAGCGGCUUCUUCUUGUCGAGCAGCGCGUUGCGACCGUGGGGACUGUCCUGGAGCUGCUGGCGGGGGUGCUUGACCAGCUGCAUGCGAGUCUGAGGCGCGGGCGUGUUGCUUGCCCGCCGCUGUUGAAGAAGGAGCGGGCGGCUGCCGUGGCGGCGGCAAGACAGAUGAUGCUGAGCUUCCCACGGAUGGGUCUCGUGACCGGCUCCCCCGGGGUGGGUUCUGGUCCUGGGCCUUCCGCCGUGAGGCGGUUGGCUUCUUCUGCCCGUUGCACCCCCCUUGACGUUGUACCAGCCGCCGCAGCGCUGUUGCGCUGGUUGGACGGACGGCUGGCUUUGAUUCUCGCCGAGUAG